Molecule: messenger RNA, 2021 nt
Organism: Anopheles stephensi (Asian malaria mosquito)
Lineage: Eukaryota; Metazoa; Arthropoda; Insecta; Diptera; Culicidae
Exons: 6
Coding region: 146-658 (170 amino acids)
Source: RefSeq, a predicted model, not a curated record
CAAAAUCAAACAAUAACGCUCAAGCUUCCUUGUGAUAUUACGUAGGUGAAUUUGGAUUUAUUAUUUAAAAUUAGUGCCCCGUUGUUCCUCUGCCAGUGUGUGUGCGCCAGUGUUCCUUUAGAGAAGAAAACAAUCGGAAGAAAACAUGUUUCGAGAAGCGGCAAACACGAAUCGAUCGUUAAAAAGUUGCACGUUGUCAGCUUUGAGGUCCAGACUGCCGCAGCUUACCAUCAGGCCCAACAAAGUUGUGAUACAGGCAGCUUCGAUUACUCCAACCAGCAAAACAUCACCCAGAAUCAAUGUUACUGCAGCACCGACUAAAGCAACAACCAGUGCAAUACCUUCACGAUUGUUACCACCAAACAGUUUUAAAGCAGCUUCAGCCAAAGCAACAACCAGUGCAAUACCUUCACGAUUGUUACCACCAAACAGUUUUAAAGCAGCUUCAGCCAAAGCAACAACCAGUGCAAUACCUUCACGAAUGUUACCACCAAACGCAAACCAAGUUUUAACGCAGCUCCAGCCAAAGCAACAACCGCACAGUACAAUCCUAUGCUCCUCAAUACAUGUAAAAUAUAUCGACCAACACCCACCGUUAAAAAGCCGGCACCAUCCAUCAUCGAUGCAACUUCUGAGAAAGAAAAACGAAAUGUGUUAAAUUUGAAAACGGGAAAAUUGUACCGACCAAAACUUCUUAUAAAUACAUCUCCUGAGACAGUGUCUGUAGCAUCACGCAGUACACAAACAUCUAUGCUGGAUGCCGCGCAGACAAAUCCAGCUACAAGCUCAGCAUUUGAAAGUCAAACCAGCGAGCAACUAACUGUACUGAAUAAGUCUGUUGCACUGAUCUGGGCUGAGCUGAAUUAUUUGACUGAUCACCGUAACAAAACAACUUAUGGAGCAGGUACGAUGCAGGGGCCGGGGCAUCCAAUAACAACAUCGAUUAUGACACUACCGUUCCUUACAUCGGAAGCAGAGCUAACUGCUUUCAACGAAAACUUAGGUAACGAUGACUUUUUUGAAAGCGUCCUUCUUCUUAUUAAUGAUAAAGUAUCCGGAAAGCCGUAUGCUAAAAAUCGCAUGCAUGACACAUUCAUGAUGCUGUUCGAUAGAACAUUUUUAGCGACAUGCAGUUGGCGUGGUGGCGGUAAAAACGGCCCUGAAACAAGACUGGACGAUAAAGCCAAUAUUUGGCGAUUAUUAAAAACUGUAGGAGAACAGUUUGAAAUAGUUACAAUUGAAGACGUAGAACGUUUUGCAAAAACUAAAAUUAACAAUGCGUCAAGCUUAAAAAAAUAUAAAGGUUUGGUUAAAAGCUCCACCAAGUGCUCGCACAAACGAGACAAAAAUAAUAAUAAAUAAAAUUAUUAAACGAAUAAAUUACAUUAGUUUUGUUUUCUGUCAAACAACUUAUAUGAAACAUAGCUAUUCGGCCUGGUCGUUCAUCGGUGAUUAGAACAAAACAUUAUUAAAACAAAAGGUUAUUAUGUACGGCGUGGAAUAAUUAAACAAAGGGAGUUGGCCAUCAUCACAAGCUACGUAAAUUCGCUCGCUAUUACUUUCAAUUUCGUAAAGUUUAUCUUUUUAGGAAUGGUCCGGUACGGAGUCCUAAUUUUUAUUUAUCCUUCCUUCCCGUUGCCUUCUUGAGUUAGAGCUGGCGCGGUCUUCCUUCUUUUCGUCUCGAUUGUGCGUUGAGAGCGGUCUUCUUUCCUACUUUCUCGGUUGGUCCUCCAGGAGAUGUGAUCCUUGUCGCGGAUGGAACGAUACUGAUCCUGGUUUGGAUAUGGCACCGUUUUUAUACUCUGGUGUCCGUAUCCAGAACCUUCUGGCGCUUUGUAUCCGCCUUCUCGUGUCGGGUUCUCGAAUCUUCCACGAUCGUCUGGCCCGCCUCGCGUGGCGGGUUCCCGAUCCUUCGAGAACUCGUAUUUCGUGCGUUUCCCCCUAGAUGGCGUUCUGCGAGUGUUUGUGUCCUGGCUAUUUCUCUGUAACGCGUUCCUAGCCUAGGACGCUCAGUCGCUACA